AUGAUAACGAUCCCACGUCCUGGGCUGAGUGCUCAGCAUGCUCACCUGCUUCGAAGUGUAAAAACAACAAAACUUUUGAGGAAACCGAUUCCAUUUGGUUCCUCAUGGACGUCCACCAAGCUCAGCUCAACCCUAAUCUACCCAGAACCGCCAACAAACAACCAUCAUGAUUUGCCCUCAUUUCUCAACUACGCCGACAGGUCGGGGCUUGACCCAAAGUCUACUCUUUAUGUUGGUACCCACUACGAGUAUACGGUCGCGCAAGUACUUGCCAAGUACGGCUUCUAUCUGAAGAGGGUGGGCGGUCACUCAGACUACGGCAUCGAUCUGCUUGGAACAUGGACUGUGCCAUCCUCCAAGCAGCCAUUGAGAGUCUUGGCGCAGUGCAAAGCCAUCGCGAGGAAGUCGUCCCCCAACCUGGUGCGUGAGCUAGAGGGCGCUUUUGUGGGCGCGCCUGUUGGAUGGAAGGGCCAUGGGGUCUUGGGGGUCUUCAUCACCGAGAAACCGGCGACCAAGGGUGUGAGGGACUCGCUCGCGCGCAGCAGGUGGCCUAUGUGCUUCAUCUCGUGCACAAGAGCAGGGCAUGUCCAGCAGAUGCUGUGGAACCGCAGAGCCGAGGAGGAGGGACUAGAGGGCUUGGGGGUGGGCAUGCGGCACGCCGGCAGGGACGGGGAGUCACAGCUCUCGAUGUUGUGGAAGGGCCAGCACAUCACGCACGAGGACACGAAUAGGGACCUUACUUUCUCUUCAGAAGGGCAUGCGAAAUAA
This is a messenger RNA of Diaporthe amygdali, 768 nucleotides long. RefSeq lists its product as uncharacterized. The coding region runs from base 1 to 768 and encodes 255 amino acids. Gene Ontology annotation, cellular component: mitochondrion. The record is from RefSeq and is a predicted model, not a curated record. Gene Ontology annotation, molecular function: nucleic acid binding. The transcript has a single exon. Lineage: Eukaryota; Fungi; Ascomycota; Sordariomycetes; Diaporthales; Diaporthaceae.